Molecule: messenger RNA, 2245 nt
Organism: Nerophis ophidion (straightnose pipefish)
Lineage: Eukaryota; Metazoa; Chordata; Actinopteri; Syngnathiformes; Syngnathidae
Gene: tmem204
Product: transmembrane protein 204
Exons: 3
Coding region: 863-1543 (226 amino acids)
Source: RefSeq, a predicted model, not a curated record
ACAAGAGAAGGAACAGGUCUACAUUUGGCCCCUCUUCCCAGCCUCUUUUCCUCUCAGGAAACACAUCCUGUUGCUGGCCGAGUGUGGUGGCCAACGUGUUUGUUGCACACAAGAGAGAGGACUUCAAGUAAACGCCUCCCCACAACCUCCCCCCGGGCUGCAGACAAAAGAAUACACAACAGUGACGUCCAAGAGGGGGUCUUUUUGGACAUUUGAGUCACCAAAACCUUGGCACAUUUAAAGCGACCACGAAGGAGGGAGCCUGUCUGCUUAUGACACUGAUGUCUCUCAACCAUAUGCAACUAUUCAACUCUGACCUAAAAGAAUUUGCAGCCAGGCUGUGAGGGAAAGAGCAGCAGAGGGCGGUGGGCCAGGCGGAGGAGAGACUCCUAGCAACACUGGGAAGAGAAUCUGUCCUUUUUUCUUAAAAUUAUCUUUGCACAAAGGCAGCAGAUUAUACGUGAAGCAGCGUGGGGAGAUCGGACCUAAGGAUCAAAGCUAAAGAGUCAAGCUGCAGCAAGUAGGAGCCAGUGGAAUGGACCUCUGUUGGCUUGAUCCCAGAAUACCCACAGUGCUGUCAGAAGAAGAGGGCUAAAGAUCUGCUGCAAACAACUCAUGAAUGAGGAUGAAUGGAGAUGUUAUUUAGCUAGACAUCACGACAACAGCCUUCCCAUUUCUCCAUUUGUGUGACACAAGUGAUCAGCUGGAGGAGCAGGCGGUGGUGGUGGAGGAGGCGGCGGAGGAGGAGGAGGUUGCUACCCCGGAGGAGAGACGAGGGAGCAGGCAGGACGCUGAGGAAGAACAGGAGUUGGAACGUGAGGGAGAGGGAGGGGAAGGAGAGGUGGCGGGGAGCGGGUGUCACAUGGCCGUGCAGAGGCUAGUGGCGGCGGCGGUAGCGGUUGCCCUUCUGUCUCUGGUUCUGAACAAUGUUGCGGCUUUCACCCCAAGCUGGGUCUUACAGGCCCUGGAAGAUGGGCGCAGGAGGAGUGUGGGACUGUGGAAGAUGUGCCCCACUGGAGGGGAAAGGGCUCGGGAUGACCUCCAAUCCGGGAGAAAGGGGCAAGGAGCACAGAGACAAUGUGAAGGUCUGGGAUGGGGCUCAGAGUACGCUGGCUAUCAAGAAUCCCGCAGCUCUGUUAAGUUGCAGUUUGACAUGAUGCGGGCUUGCAACCUGAUGGCGACCGUUGCCCUGACUGCUGGUCAACUGAUCUUCCUCCUUGGCCUGAUGGAGCUACCAUUAAUCACGCGAGAAUCGCAAUGGUGGGAGGAGGCCAUUGCUGCACUCUUCCAGCUAGCCAGUUUUGUCUUGGUGAUCGGACUUGUGACCUUCUACAGAAUCGGCCCUUACACACACUUGUCCUACUCCUGCUACAUGGACAUAGCCGCUUGCCUGCUAGCUACAAUGGCGGCAGCAAUGCUAAUCUGGAAUAUUUUACACCGCCGCGAUGACUGCCUGGCCCCGCGGGUCAUCAUCAUCAGUCGCUCGCUGGCAUCCCCUUUCCACCCACGUCUGGACAAUGACUAUGUGGACUCACCAUGUUAAGCAAAACAACACAGGCUUUUAUAAAUUCAGUUGACGGAUCUCCCUACCAUGUGUUCAAUUUCAUAAUCCACAACUAUGUCAAAAUUGUAUUGCUACACGGCAGCAAGUACAAUUCAGAGAUGUCAUUGGUGGCUAAAUAAUUUACUAGUUUGGACCAGUAAUCGCUCCCAAACAGAAGAUCAAGCUGGACCUUGACCUUGAUUGUUAUAAGUGCACUUUUUCAAAGGUUUUACUAUAAAUUGGAAUUAUGACAUGACAUUGAAUGACGUCACAAUAACAAAAUACCUCAUAUUUUUUCUCCCAUCACUUUGCAUAUCAAAAUGUAAUAUUGCUAUAUCUUUAGAUGGUAAACUAAUUCAAUACAUAAUUGUCAGUCAAUUUAGCAAGGUUUAUUCAUGGGAAACUGCAAUAUCUAAUAGGAAUAUGGUAUUUUAUUACGUCUACAUAGAGGAAAAGGUGGAUAUUAAAAUAAACAAUUAUUUUGGAAGUCUGCCUGUUUGUGGUACAUUCUGUUUGCUAAGUCAUUAUUGGUUAUAGCUGCUUUAAAAUACAGUGUUAAUAUUUAGAUUAUUAUAUCAUGAGUCUAUAAAGUCUACAGUGUAUAGAGUCUACACAUUUCUUAACAUAGGGGUACAUUUUAAAAACAAAUAUUAUAAAAAAUCAAUAAACUGGCAAAAGAAAAAUAAACAACUUCCAGCACUA